Molecule: messenger RNA, 628 nt
Organism: Pollicipes pollicipes
Lineage: Eukaryota; Metazoa; Arthropoda; Thecostraca; Pollicipedomorpha; Pollicipedidae
Product: NADH dehydrogenase [ubiquinone] 1 alpha subcomplex subunit 7
Exons: 4
Coding region: 119-547 (142 amino acids)
Biological process (GO): mitochondrial electron transport, NADH to ubiquinone; ATP synthesis coupled electron transport
Cellular component (GO): mitochondrial inner membrane; respiratory chain complex I
Source: RefSeq, a predicted model, not a curated record
UUGGUAGCGUUUAUUUCAGACAUGAAACUGACGAUGCAGAGUCAAAUACUAACCUUCACAGUAAAAAAGAAGUUUCCUGCAGGCUGUACACGUUCAUCUUGAGGUAUAAGCAAGAAUCAUGCCACCCAAGCCACCUGUCCAGCCCAGGGACAUUUCGCCUCUGCUGCAGAUGCUGAGAAAUGCUUUGUUAGGGCGGCAACACACGCUGGCGAUCCGCUCCCCAGCGUCGCAGGCUGUUCGGCCGCGCUCGCAGCCGGAGCCCGUGCUGCCGGAGGGCUCGCUGCACAAGCUGAGCGCCAACUACUACCAUACGCGGGACGCCCGCCGCGACCAGACGCCGCCGCUCCUGCUCGUCGAGAACACGGGCGCCGCCCUGCUCGCCGCCAAGAAGAGCAAGAAGGAGAAAAAAGCGAAGAAGGAGAAGGCGGCGGCGGACGCGGCAGUGGCGGCUGAGGAGACGGUGGCGGCGGAGGGCACCGCGCUGGCCCAGUCGGCGGUCCCCCGGCCCGGGCAGCCGUACGUGUGGGACGGCCGCACUGGCGUCUAAGAACGCCCCCAGCGUCGCGUGUACAUAGUGUGAGAUAGCGCCCGUAUGGAGGAUGCCUAAUACAAUAUUGUGAGAGGGAAA